AUGCCGAUACGCAUUGGGACCACGGGAUCCGUGACCACUGCAAUCGCAAACAAAGAUGGAAUGAAUGGUUUGGCCUUGUCCUUUCCCUUUUUAUCCUUUGCUCGUUUCAAUUGUGCUAGGAUCAUGAGUUGAGAGUUUCAGGAAUAACAAACAAAUUGUGUGUCAAGGGAACAAUGGAAAGCUUUUCUUUUUCUCCAUCAUCCCGUGGCCGCCCUCUCACGAUGGAUGUGUCCAUCCGAUCCGCAAGAUCGUCGUCGUCUCCCACAGUGACUUCCAAGACCCUGGAGGUCCAGGUCUACGAAGAAGAAGUUGAAGCCGACGAAGCCGACGAUCAAGAACGGCUGGAUGAUCCCCUUAUAUCUCGACGAUCACGAUCACCUCCCGUUCCUCCCCCAGUCAGCUGUGAUGUGGAUCGUGACCCACCAUACGACGACAGUGCCAGCGACAGCAACAGCGACUACGGCUUCCUUGGAAGUCCCACCCCCCUUCGAUCCCGUCCUCACGGUUCCCGAUACCGUUAUUGUCACCGUACCACCACGGCCGGCAGUGACGGUCUUUUCCCAGCGUACCCGUACCAUCUGUACGACCUUUCGUCGAGAUCCAGUCCCUCCCAGUAUCAUUACCCCGAUCCCGACGCCCAACACAAAGAAAUGUUUUCUCUCAUCCACAACCCACGCACCUUCCUCCGCUUCAUCUUCGGCAUCGUCUUCCUCAUGUGCUUCCUCACCAACAUGGUCUCCGGCGGUCCACUAGCCCAACACCUCCGCGACGCCUUUCACCACCGGCCAUGGGCACACGAAGACCUUCGACGAGAUGCUGCACAGUCGCAGUCGCAAUCCCCACCACCACAGGGUGGUGGUGUAAUCCGCGUCGCGGCCGCGCCCAUCCAAAUCGAUCCCGCCGGCGUCUACAUCCGCGCUUCUCCCCUUUACGACUCCAACGGCCACCCCGACACCUCGCGCAUCAUAGCCGGCUACGCCGCCACCUCCGGCCCCGACCGCGUCCUGCGCGUUUCCUUGUCAACCGACUCCGGCGCCUCCUGGUCUCGGCUAGGGGAAGUAACCCGUCGCCCCUCCGACGGGACCUCAGACCUCGACAACGCGAUGCCCCUCGCUUUGCCGUCAGGUCGCAUCCUCUUUGCCUUCCGGAACCACUCUUUGGCCCCCUCCCCCACGGGUUUCAGCUACACACACUACCGCCUCACCGUCUGCUCCUCCUCCGACGGCGGGCUUACCUGGUCCUUCCUCUCGCACAUCGACGAACGGCCCGCCUCUGCCUCUGCCUCUCCCUCAGACAAAAACGGCCUCUGGGAACCCUUUCUGCGCCUAGCCGCAGACGGCCGCACAAUCCAAGCUUACUACUCGUCCGAAAACUCCGCCAGUUCCCAAGACAACCUGAUGCGCUUUUCCACCGACCAGGGAAAAACCUGGUCGGACCCGCCCAUUUUAGUCUCCAACAACAAAAACUCGAGAGACGGAAUGACGGGCGUUUCUCCCUUUUUUUCUUCCUCCUCCUCCCCUUGCAAGCAAAACGAAUUAAUCUGCGUUUUCGAAACAACCUCCCCCCACGACGGAACCUUUAGCAUCGCUCGCGUCUUGUCUCAUGACGACGGACUUACCUGGUCCGACCGGCAAACGGUGUACGUCGCAAAGGACAAAAAAUGGGCCGGCGCGCCGCAGGUUUAUUUGGUGGGGGACACGCUCGUAACAAGUUUCCUGACGAACGAGGGAACGGAUUUACGGAAAAUUGAUGGGGCGUAUACCAAGCUUGUCACUAGCAGAGAUCAAGGCAAAACGUGGACGGAGACGGGGCAGGCGGAGACGGUGGCGGGGGUGGGGAGUCAUUGGCCUGGUUUGUUUUCAUUGAAUGAGACGCACUUUUUGGCGCUGUAUUCGACUGAUGAGAUGGGUGCUGUGGGGCAUUUGCUGAGUGUUUCUUCUUCUUCUUCGUAA
Molecule: messenger RNA, 1952 nt
Organism: Neurospora tetraspora
Lineage: Eukaryota; Fungi; Ascomycota; Sordariomycetes; Sordariales; Sordariaceae
Product: Sialidase
Exons: 1
Coding region: 174-1952 (592 amino acids)
Source: RefSeq, a predicted model, not a curated record